UCCCGCCCCCUGCCCCCUCUCACCGCACGCCGCCGCCAUCGCUCCGGCCCUCACGUGACCGAGGAAACCCCACGGUGCUCCCGCCCACCAAUCCCAGUGCGCGAUCUCUCCUGUAUUUGCGUAACCACGCCCUUCGGUUUGGCCCCGCCCACCGCCGCCUGAAGCCGCCUCCAGGCGCUGUUUCCUUCCAGUUCCCUCCCAGUGCUCCCAAUAAAAGCGGCAAUGGCAGGGAAGCGCUCCCAAUUCCUUCCCGCGGCUCUCAGGAUCGCUUCCACUGCCGCGCGGACCGAGGCCGCUAUGGGAACCCCACCCUAGGGCAGAGCACGGCGCCUUUUGGGUGCCGGCACUGCCCGGGCCGGGCUGGGGGCGGAGGAGGAGCGGGAGGAAGAGGCGGGACAGAGAAAGAGGAAAAGGAAGAAGACGAGCAGGAACUGGAGAAAGAGACGGGCAAGGAAGAGCAGCAGCGUCAGCAACAUGACGCGGUUCCCCCGCUCAGGCCGCAGCUCCCCCGGCUCCUGCUGCAUCGCCCACCUCGCCUCCAGAACCCGCAGGAUUUCCCGUUCCUAAACCUUGGCCGGAUGGAGGAAGAGGAGGCUGAGAGGAAGAGGAAGAUGGCCUGGGAGCCCCAGGCAGGCACUGAGCUGAGGGCGGAGACCAGGGAGGAUGAGUCACCACAGCAGAAUCUCGUGGAUGAGGCCAUUUUGAGCAGCUCCACAGCACAGGAAUCUAACGGGGAAGAAAAGUCCUGGAGAUCCCUCACGAGGAGGGGCUGCAAACGCAGAUCACGGGGAUCUGAGGAGGAAAGACCCACCCUGGGCGGGGAAGGUGGCCAGAGCUCAGAGUUGGGGGUCCCCGAGCAGCUUCAGGAUGGGAAGAAGUCCUACAGGUGUGGGGAAUGUGGGAAGAGCUUCAGCCGAAGCUCAGCCCUGAUCCGCCACCAAAGGAUCCACACUGGAGAAAGGCCCCAUGAGUGUGGGCAGUGUGGGAAGAGCUGCAGAGAUAACUUUGACCUGAUCAACCACCAGAGGAGCCACACGGGGGAACGGCCGUAUGAGUGUGGGGAAUGUGGGAAGAGCUUUCAGAGAAGCUCCACUCUUCUGAAGCAUCAGCGGACACACACAGAUGAGAGGCCCUAUGAGUGUCCCAAAUGUGGGAAGAGGUUUCAGACAAGCUCCCAUCUGCUCACACACGAGCGGAUUCACACAGAUGAGAGGCCCUUCCGCUGCCCCGACUGCAUGAAGGGCUUCAAAUAUAACCCCGACCUCAUCAAGCACCGGCGCAUCCACACCGGGGAGAGGCCCUACGAGUGUCCCGAGUGUGGGAAAAGAUUCACCCAGAAGUCGAACCUGAUUGUCCACAAGAGGAUCCACACCGGCGAGAGGCCCUAUGAGUGUGGGCUGUGUGGGAAGAGAUUCAGCCAGAGCUCUGAACUGAUGCUUCACCAGAGGAUCCACACUGGGGAACGGCCUUACGAGUGUCCCGACUGUGGGAAGACCUACAGCCGGAGUGAUCACCUGAUGAUCCACCAGAGGAGCCACACUGGGGAGCGGCCCUACGAGUGUGGGGAGUGUGGGAAGAGGUUUCAAAGCAGCUCAGAUGUCCUCGUACAUCAGCGCAUUCAUACAGAUGAGAGGCCCUUCCGCUGCCCUGACUGCGGGAAGGGCUUCAAGCACAACUCCACCCUGGUCACCCACCAGCGCAUCCACACUGGGGAGAGGCCCUACAAAUGUCCCCAGUGUGGGAAGACCUUCAGCCAGAGCUCAGAGUUGGGGGUCCCCGAGCAGCUUCAGGAUGGGAAGAAGUCCUACAGGUGUGGGGAAUGUGGGAAGAGCUUCAGCCGAAGCUCAGCCCUGAUCCGCCACCAAAGGAUCCACACUGGAGAAAGGCCCCAUGAGUGUGGGCAGUGUGGGAAGAGCUGCAGAGAUAACUUUGACCUGAUCAACCACCAGAGGAGCCACACGGGGGAACGGCCGUAUGAGUGUGGGGAAUGUGGGAAGAGCUUUCAGAGAAGCUCCACUCUUCUGAAGCAUCAGCGGACACACACAGAUGAGAGGCCCUAUGAGUGUCCCAAAUGUGGGAAGAGGUUUCAGACAAGCUCCCAUCUGCUCACACACGAGCGGAUUCACACAGAUGAGAGGCCCUUCCGCUGCCCCGACUGCAUGAAGGGCUUCAAAUAUAACCCCGACCUCAUCAAGCACCGGCGCAUCCACACCGGGGAGAGGCCCUACGAGUGUCCCGAGUGUGGGAAAAGAUUCACCCAGAAGUCGAACCUGAUUGUCCACAAGAGGAUCCACACCGGCGAGAGGCCCUAUGAGUGUGGGCUGUGUGGGAAGAGAUUCAGCCAGAGCUCUGAACUGAUGCUUCACCAGAGGAUCCACACUGGGGAACGGCCUUACGAGUGUCCCGACUGUGGGAAGACCUACAGCCGGAGUGAUCACCUGAUGAUCCACCAGAGGAGCCACACUGGGGAGCGGCCCUACGAGUGUGGGGAGUGUGGGAAGAGGUUUCAAAGCAGCUCAGAUGUCCUCGUACAUCAGCGCAUUCAUACAGAUGAGAGGCCCUUCCGCUGCCCUGACUGCGGGAAGGGCUUCAAGCACAACUCCACCCUGGUCACCCACCAGCGCAUCCACACUGGGGAGAGGCCCUACAAAUGUCCCCAGUGUGGGAAGACCUUCAGCCAGAGGUCAGCUUUGACCCAACACGAAUGGAGGCACCACUCGGAAAGCCCUGUGAGUGCCCCAAGUGUGCCCCAAGUGUGCACUGCUACAGUUCCCCAAGUGUGCACUGCUGCAGUUCCCCAGGUGUGCACUGUUACAGUUCCAUACCCUGUGGCAGUGUUUGUGCUGCAUGCUGUCCAGUGGGCAGAGCCUCAGUGAUCUGUGGUGCUGGUAAGCUGUGUUGGGAAGACACCUGGCUGGGGGCUCUACCUCUUAAUGGCUCCAUGUAGCCUUGAUUAUCUUUUAAUUUCUCUCUGUCCUUUCAAAACACCCCAAACCAGGAUAAAAAUAAAAACAUUGAACUAAGACAA
Messenger RNA from Melospiza melodia melodia, 3028 nucleotides. RefSeq names its product zinc finger protein 271-like. Gene Ontology annotation, biological process: regulation of transcription by RNA polymerase II. The transcript has 4 exons. The record is from RefSeq and is a predicted model, not a curated record. The coding region runs from base 579 to 2876 and encodes 765 amino acids. NCBI's taxonomy places the organism in Eukaryota, Metazoa, Chordata, Aves, Passeriformes, Passerellidae. Gene Ontology annotation, cellular component: nucleoplasm. Gene Ontology annotation, molecular function: RNA polymerase II cis-regulatory region sequence-specific DNA binding; DNA-binding transcription repressor activity, RNA polymerase II-specific.